CGUCGCCGCCGCCGGGAGCUCCGGUGCAGCGCACUGCUUGGGGGUGGGCGAGCUCAAGUCCCCGCGGCUCGGAGCGGCUGGGAAGCGGCAGGCUAGCUCUCUUCUCCCCGCCGUCCCGUGGUGGUGGUGGUGGUGGUGGUGGGGGGAAACGACACCGACUCUUGGUUCUCUCCAACUUGGGUGCGAGCUAGCGCCGCGUCGCGCCGGCGGCCGGAGCGAUGAAGAUGGUCGCGCCCUGGACGCGGUUCUACUCCAACAGCUGCUGCCUGUGCUGCCAUGUCCGCACCGGCACCAUCCUGCUCGGCGUGUGGUACCUGAUCAUCAAUGCUGUGUUCCUGUUGAUCUUACUGAGCACUCUGGCUGAUCCAAACCAGUAUCCUUUUUCAAGUUCUGAGCUCAGAGGGGACUCUGAGUUCAUGGAUGAUGCCAACAUGUGCAUUGCCAUUGCGAUUUCCCUUCUCAUGAUCCUGAUAUGUGCGAUGGCUACCUAUGGUGCAUACAAGCAACACGCUGCCUGGAUCAUCCCGUUCUUCUGUUACCAGAUCUUCGAUUUUGCCCUGAACACCUUGGUGGCUAUUACUGUGCUUGUUUAUCCAAACUCCAUCCAGGAGUAUGUACGGCAGCUGCCUCCUGACUUUCCCUACAGAGAUGAUAUCAUGUCAGUGAACCCUACUUGCUUGGUCCUUAUUAUCCUUCUGUUUAUCAGCAUUAUCUUGACAUUCAAGGGCUACUUGAUUAGCUGUGUUUGGAACUGCUACCGAUACAUCAAUGGCAGGAACUCCUCCGAUGUCCUGGUUUACGUAACUAGCAAUGAUACCACGGUGCUGCUGCCCCCGUAUGACGAUGGCACUGCGGUGAGUGGCACCACCAAGGAGCCGCCGCCACCCUACGUGUCUGCCUGAGUGUGAGCGCCGUGGAGCGGGAGCAGCGGUGGGAUGCCAGCCACCGGGCAAGAGCUCUGUGCUUCCACCUCCACGGUGGGCUCCUUGAGCCCGUUUGCUGUCAGAUACCACGUUUUAUGAUUUCAAUAUUAAGCUGGGUUCCUCUUGUUGCAGUCAUACGCUUUAGCUGGUUCACUGGGAUAGCGUAGCUAUAGGACUCUCUCCUGAGGGGUGUGGGUGUAAUAAACUCCCUUAGUCUUUCCCCCCAAAUCUAGGUGGCUCUUGAGUUCCCCAUAUUCACUUUCUCUCUCUUCCCUAUAUCUUUUGAAAGGGUAAAAUUAAAUGAAAAUUAGAUAAUACUUUUCUUAAACCAUUCCAGUAUAUAGAACAAUCCCUUAUGAAAACAAGAAUACUAAUUGCAGUAGGUAAAUAGGAGCCCUUAUGUAUAAGAAUUUCCUUCCUGUCUCUAAAUUCAGAAGCAUUUGGAAUUUGCUGGUUAGAUUUUUCUCCAUUUGCUAUACUGAGAUGACCUGAUACCAGCAGAUAGUGAGCUAGGGGUGGGGGUCCCUGUGACAGGAAAACUGACUUGUUUGUAUGGCACCCUCUUUUACAAUGUCCUGCCCUAACUCAAUCUCCCUAUCAAGUAGAAUUGCCCAUACUUGUUUGCCUAAAAAUACGGGAAAAGGUUUUUAUUUGCUGUCCGUAACGUACUUCCAACUCUUGAAUUUCUAAGAAUGGUUAAUUAUCCUUUAAAAUGUUUAGAAAGAUGAGGAGGGUGGUUUCCCUGUGCAAUGCUCUUGAACACAAAGGACAAUUAUGUAUUUGUACGUUCAGAAGCCAGCAGCUCUGCUUGUUCAUCGCCGAAUGUGCUGUAAAUGACGGCUUUCAAUUAAAGUGAGAUGUGUCCACAUCCUGAAAAUGA
This is a messenger RNA of Jaculus jaculus (lesser Egyptian jerboa), 1803 nucleotides long. RefSeq names its product lysosomal protein transmembrane 4 beta (gene Laptm4b). The transcript has 7 exons. Lineage: Eukaryota; Metazoa; Chordata; Mammalia; Rodentia; Dipodidae. The record is from RefSeq and is a predicted model, not a curated record. Gene Ontology annotation, cellular component: lysosomal membrane. The coding region runs from base 219 to 902 and encodes 227 amino acids.